Coregonus clupeaformis (lake whitefish) is the source of this 1197-nucleotide messenger RNA. RefSeq lists its product as uncharacterized. Lineage: Eukaryota; Metazoa; Chordata; Actinopteri; Salmoniformes; Salmonidae. The transcript has 6 exons. The coding region runs from base 71 to 739 and encodes 222 amino acids. The record is from RefSeq and is a predicted model, not a curated record.
GCAAUCAGUCGUUAAAUACACCAAUGGUGGUUACAACUCAGGCUGAGGGAAGAAACACAACAUUGACAACAUGACAAAAACUACAACAAGAAGAGUUCUACUUUACUUUUGCUCACUGACAGCUGUCCUCUCAUAUGCUGUUGCUCAGGAGAAAGAUGUUGGGAACCAUAAGUGCUCCUCAACCACCUUGAUGUUUGAACAGCUCUCUACUCAGCUUACGGAGGCAGCACAAUGUGCUGAAAACAUUACUAGCCAGUGGAGCGAUAACCAGACUGCUGUUGUGAUUAACUCCCUAAAAACACUGACAGUCAUUCUACAGAAACAUCAAGAAACAGCUUGCCAGGCCGUUGAUCCCAAUCAUUGUCCAGCUGCUGUAGCCCAGAGUGAAGGAGGACUUGUGUGUGUCACCAUCAACAACAGGCGUUACUGUAAACCCAUGUGCAAUGAGGGCUAUGACUUUGCGUUCUUGAGGACCAGUCGUCUGUAUGAGAACUGCGGUGCAGACACCAAAUUCAAUUGGACAACCCAGUACAUCGGAGGUAACAGGCUGGCCGUUUGCAACAAAUCCUCAAGACCUAUUGCAGGUGCUAAAACAGCCUACUUUCUCAAGGACCAAGACUGCCUGACGACCAAGAGUUACGAUGAUCAGGUGUUUAAGAUCAUUCAGCAGUUCAUCAAUGAGCUGAAGAGCAAAGGCAUCGAGGGAGAGACAAAAUACACCUGUCUCGUCUGUGGAUAACCAUAAUAGAGAGGAGUGAGACUAGAAGGGAACGCUUCAGAGCUAGUAGGAUCUCAAACCUCAUAUGUCGUUCAAGUUGCCAGAGAUAAGAUAAAUGUUCCAUACCAUAAUCACUAUCACUAGCUGCUAAAACUCUCUACAUUAAUGAGGAGAAUAAUGAAUUGAAUUGUUAGAUACUACUGCACUGUUGGAGCUAGGAACACAAGCAUUUCGCUACACCCGCAAUAGCAUCUGCUAAAUAUGUGUAUGUGACCAAUAACAUUUGAUUUGAUUUGAUUUUAAUUAAGAAGAUUUAUAUCUUUGUGCUCAGCAGAACUGAAGUAUGGAAGAAAUGUUAACGAAAUGCAGACAUUAAUGGUUUGAUGUCAAAUGCUCUUAUUUUUUAUUUUGUCAUCAUCACUUUCUUUUUCUGACUUGGGGAUUGUGUUUGUAAUAAAUGUCAUGUUUCUGAAGCAACA